AAGAAAAAGAGUUAAAAAAUAAAAUAAUAAAAAAAAUAUACACACAAAAAAUCGAGUGCAAUUUGUUGGGUGAAUUUUGUUUGAAUUGUUAAGUUAUCAAUAAAUGCAAUGACAGCAUUACGUGAUGCGAUUCGUGACUCUACAAGAGAACUAUUAAGGAAGAUAGGGAACUUCUUUCAACGAUGCUUGACCUUAUUGUUGUCUUACUUUCGCCGUCAAGAAGCAAUCAAACUCACGGUUUCCCAAUUAAUUACAGUUACGUUGAUCGAAGUAAUUUCUCACCUAAGUAUAUACAUAUACCAACCGAAAAAGAGCAGCAUGGAAAACCUCGGCUUCUCCGCGGACACGCAAAACGACGACCAAGUACGGGUUCUGACGCUGAACAAGGGAGAACACCAAGACGGCACGUUGUUUAAGCUCAAAAAAGGAUGGAUCGUCGAGUUCAGGCUGGGAGCCUCGCUCCUUGGGCGCAGCGUGACCGUUUUCACGAACCAUCCUCCGAUGAGCGGCAGUCCGUUUGAGAGGUGCACCUACUAUCCUCUGCCCUGGAACCACGAGUCCGCUUUUUUGCGCACUCUACUGGCCGGCUCUUUUCACUAUUACAUUGCUGAGACGAGUGAAGACGAAAAGGCUGGAAAAGUCGUCGCGUCGGGUUACCUGCUCGUCGAUCCCGAGCUAACGGUGGGCGCGGACAAGGAGCCUCUGCCGCUGGACUGCCUACAAUGCCACACCGUACUUUCCAAGCUGAUGGGACCCUUCUCCACUUGGGAAGACAAGCUGAGAGUCUCUUACGAGGCUGGGUACAACAUGAUUCACUUCACACCAGUGCAGGCACUCGGAGGAUCCAAAUCAGCGUACAGUCUGAGUGACCAGUUGAAGCUCAAUCCCUCGUUCCACGAGCCGAGUAGGGAGACGACAUUCGAAGAUGUGGAAAAGUUGAUAAAGAAAAUGCGCCAAGAAUGGAAGGUACUGAGUAUCUGCGACAUCGUGCUGAACCACACGGCAAACGAGAGCCCGUUCCUGACGAACAAUCCCGAGUGCACGUACAACUGCGCCAACUCGCCCCACCUCCGGCCGGCGUACCUCUUGGACGCCAUCUUGUUCGAGAUGACCGUGCAGGUUGCCGCGGGCGAGUGGGAAAACCGGGGCAUUCCGUCCAUCGUCGAAACCGAGGAUCACUUGAACUCGAUACGGCACGCCUUGCACACUUACUUCCUGCCGCUGGCGAAGAUUCAGGAGCUGUUCGUCGUGGACGUUGACGAAAUCGUAGCCGAGUUUCUGAACAUUGCUCGUGGCCAAAUUCCCGAAGACGAGGCCGCGCUCCUCAAGGACAAAAGUAUCUCGGUCCUCAGGGACCCCGAGUAUCGCAGGCUGAAGUCCAGCAUAGACAUGCACCUGGCCCUGAAGCUUUACAACACUUACCGGGCUGACUGUUUCGACGAGGAUAGCCGACUGAAAAAGUGCGCCGAAGAACUCAGGAGUAAACUUCAAGAGCUCAACGAUGCCAUUGCCAACGAGGUGCGAAACAAUCUCAACGCUGCUGUGGAAAACUCCAUUGCUGGAAUACGAUACUUCCGAGUGCAAGCGGAUGGACCGAGGCUGAAGGAAAUCAGCGAGAGGAGUCCCCUCGUGCCGAGGUACUUCACGGAUUAUGGUACUCCCCGGUCGUUUGUCGAAAGAGAGGAGAUCAUGUUCUCGGACAAAAGUUGCUACUUGAUGGCUCACAAUGGGUGGGUCAUGAACAGCGACCCGCUGAAAAACUUUGCCGAUCCCGACUCCCACGUUUACACUCGGAGAGAGCUGAUAGCGUGGGCUGACAGCGUGAAGUUGAGAUACGGUGACAAGCCAGAAGAUUGUCCGGCUCUUUGGCAACGUAUGACAAAGUACGUCCAGCAAAUGGCAAAAAUUUUUGAUGGCGUCAGACUCGACAAUUGCCACUCCACGCCUAUUCCGGUUGCAGAGUACUUGUUGGAUGCCGCCAGAGCAGUCAAGCCCGAUUUGUUCGUCGUUGCCGAGCUCUUCACGAAUUCAGAUCAAAAGGACAAUAUAUUCGUCAACCGGCUUGGAAUCACGUCGCUGAUCAGAGAGGCCAUGUCAGCGUGGGACAGUCACGAAGAGGGCCGCUUGGUUUACCGGUACGGAGGCGAGCCGGUCGGCGCAUUCAUCCAAUCGCGGCACCGGCCUUUGGUGCCGAGUAUAGCGCACGCUCUGUUUCUCGAUCAAACCCACGAUAACCCGAGCCCUGUGGAAAAGCGUAGUCUAUUUGAUUUGAUGCCCAGCGCCGCGCUGGUGUCCAUGGCCUGUUGUGCCAGUGGCAGCAACCGCGGAUACGAUGAACUUGUUCCUCAUCAUAUCCACGUUGUUGACGAGGAUAGGCAGUACACGUCGUGGACGGAUGACGAAAAAUUGGCGGUGGAAAACGUCAAGUACGUGAGCGCGAACUCGGGUAUUAUAAAAGCUAAAAAGGCUUUCAAUGAUUUGCACUUCUGGCUUGGAAAAAAUAACUUCCCGCAGGUCUUUGUCGAUCAAAUGGACGUCGAUAUCGUUGCUGUCACGAGACACUCGCCCACGACUCACCAGAGCGUUGUACUUGUUGCAUUUACGGCUUUUCAACAUCCAGAUCCAAAUGCGACGGAUUUGAGGAGACACGUCCGACCCCUGAGGGUCGAAGGUGUGAUCGAGGAAAUCAUUCUUGAAUCCACUUUGGUACAUGAGGGGGUCAAAAAUGGCGUCUCACCCUUUCGUCAUCCGGAAAAGUUUGUCAAGAGCAAGGAAUACAUUAAUGGUUACUCCGAGUACAAAGUCAGUGUUCGCGAGCACAUUCAGGUUUGUGAUUCCAGCAUUGUGGAGAAAGUCGAUUCCGGAGAUCCAAAAAUCACGCAGUUGAACUUUGUCAACUUCCAACCUGGCUCUGUGAUAGCCAUCAGAGUGUCACUCCACGCGAAUACAAAGCCAGCUCUCGAUAAGAUGAACGACCUCAUACACAGUCUUACGUCCACCGAUAACUCGGAUUUGCGCUCAAUCGUGUCCCGGAUGAGUUUUGCCGAUCUCAACCGAGCGCUUUAUCGAUGCGAUGAAGAAGAGCGAGACGAAACUGCCAACAAAUUCGGCGUUUACGCAAUACCUGGCUACGGGCCAUUGGUUUAUGCCGGAAUACAAGGUGUUAUAUCGCUACUCGCCGACAUAAGAGCUCACAAUGAUCUUGGCCAUCCUCUGUGCGCCAAUCUUCGCCAAGGCAAUUGGUUGAUUGAUUAUACUUGGCAACGGCUCAGAGAGAACGAAGGCACGUUCGCUCUAAGUGAAUGGCUAGAGCAGGCUUCGGAGCCGUUCAAGUUGAUUCCUCGUUACUUGGUGCCAAGUUACUUCGAUGUGAUGAUUGUUAACGUAUAUUUCAUCCUAAUCGAACACUGUUUCGCUUCGAUGUCAGAUUUCGUGAGGGAAGGCACCGAUUUUACGAGACUUCUGUCACUUGUUUCCUUGCAAGUGGGUGGUAUUGUGAAAUCCGCACAGCUGCCGGAAUUGUCGCCGAAUUUGGAUCCACCGAAACCAAAAGUUUGUGAAAUCGAUGGCAAACAAGAGCAAGAGUGUCUGACGCUCUCUGCUGGACUGCCUCACUUUACGGUGGGAUACAUGCGCAAUUGGGGAAGAGAUACCUUCAUAGCCCUCCGUGGCUUGUUUCUCCUCACAGACAGACACGAGGAGGCUCGAUUCAUUAUUUUGGGCUUUGCAGGCACGUUACGUCACGGACUGAUCCCAAAUCUCUUGGAUAAAGGAAUCAACGCUAGAUACAAUUGUCGAGAUGCCGUUUGGUGGUGGUUGUACACCAUUCAAUGUUACGUAAAAGAAGUUCCCGACGGUAUUAACAUUUUGUCGGACAAAGUAUCUAGACUGUACCCAACGGAUGACUCCCCAGCACUGCCAGCCGGCAAAGUGGAUCAGCCUCUCCACGACGUGAUGCAGGAAGCCCUGUCGGUACACUUUCAAGGCCUGUGCUUCCGCGAGCGUAACGCCGGCCGGCGAAUCGACGAACACAUGACCGACCGAGGAUUCAACAAUCAGAUUGGAGUGCAUCCAGAAACGGGUUUUGUAUUUGGUGGCAGUGAUGCCAAUUGCGGCACUUGGAUGGACAAAAUGGGCUCGAGCGAGAAGGCUGGUAAUAAGGGCAAACCAGCCACACCCAGGGACGGCUCCCCUGUUGAAAUCGUGGGUCUGUGCCACAGCACACUACUGUUUUUGGCAGAGCUGCACAAACAGAACCUCUUCCCUUACGGAAAAGUGGAACGAAAAAGUCGGGAUGGCGUUGAAAUCACUUGGAGCUACAAACAGUGGGCUGACAGGAUAAAGGAAAACUUUGAAAUGUACUUUUACGUAAACGAAAAACCGACCGAAGAUGACUUGAAGCCGGAAUUGAUCCAUCGCCGAGGAAUUUAUAAAGACACUCAUGGAGCUUCACAACCAUGGGCCGAUUACCAAUUGAGGCCUAACUUUCCAGUGGCGAUGGUCGCUUCUCCUGAGCUGUUCAAUCCAGCACACGCCUGGACGGCCUUGAAAAAGGCCGAGGAGAUCCUUUUGGGGCCGUUGGGUAUGAAAACGUUGGACCCGGCAGACUGGGCCUACGAUGGUUUCUACAACAACUCCAACGACUCGAACGACCCCAAGCUCGCCCACGGCUGGAACUACCACCAAGGUCCCGAGUGGCUCUGGCCGAUUGGAUACUUCUUACGAGCGAGGCUACACUUUGCCCCCCUCGUUGGAGGUGAGGCCGAGCUGAGGCGCACUAUCGCAUCCACGGAGACUAUUAUCUCGAGACACCUUACCGAAGCUUCUACUAACCACUGGCGUGGUCUACCCGAGCUCACCAAUCGCGAUGGAGAGUACUGCCACGACAGUUGUCGCACGCAGGCUUGGAGUACCUCGGCUAUUCUCGAGGUCCUCCACGAAUUGAGCAGUCUAAAAAAGGAGCUCGGUCUUCUUACAAACUGAUGCAACUCCGCGUGUGUUCGCCAUCAAUCCCAUCAGCACCCGCACCUAGAUCAUUGCACCAUAAGCCUAGACAAUCAGCACGAGGACGCGUCCGCGAGCCGCGAGUUGGCCUUCUUAAUGAGCACCCGGAGAGCCAGCAGAAGCAGCAGCGGUUGCGACGAGUCCUCUAGCCACCAAUAUCAACUACUACCCAUGCACACGGAGACACACGCAUCCUUUCAUCGAAACAGCCUCGAAGAUGUCCCACCACCGCCCAGUCCCUCAUCCUUAUCUUCUCUCUUCGAGCAAUUUCAACACCAGCGUUUCAUCCCGUCCGAUCUUUUACUCUUAAACGGUUCGAUCGAGCACCCGACGAGCAGCGAGAUUGAGUUAGAGAGCUCACCCGAGUGGUCAACGAGAUACAACGUGAGCAGUCCAGUGUACAGUGACCGGUACAUACGCGGAAAUCAGCCUCUCCUGGCCAAGGAAAGGUACCUGCUACAGACGAGCCGAGCGAGCGUCGUAUCAAAGUUCUCGGUUCCAAGCAGUAGCGAGGACGAGCCGGCCGACUUUAUGCCGGUCUACAAGCUGGAAAAACCCAACGCUGCCGGCAUAUUCUACAAUGCUGGGCCCAUGCUGGGUGACGAAGCCGAUCUCAAGUCCUGUCUCUGGCCGAGUAUUGUGCUCGUAGAUGGUCCACAGCGACAAUCGUUUCGCAGUGCCAAUAAAACCGGCAAAGUGACCGGCGUCCGGUGCCGGCUUCUGGACAAAGGUUACAGUCGAAUAUCCGAGAGAGGCGCGUCGAACAACAAGGGCAGCGCGGCUCUCGACUUCAAGCUCAAUAUCGUCGACUAUGAACUCGUGACUUGCAACUGGACUGCUGGUCUGGCUGAUACAACUUCCCCUGUCGGAGGAAUCGCGGAGGAUGCGCAGAACGAACAAAAUCACUGUACAAGUCUGCUGAUGCUCGAGCCGCUUCUGUUUGUACAGCCAAUAGACAGAACGACCGACAGGAGUGCGAGAAACGUUAAAAGGCGUCUCGCGCACUCUGAGCAGAUCAAACUCGCGAGAAUCAUCGUGGCUUACGCUGUGGCUUUCUUUAUACUGAUGAGCAUAACCUUUUACGUCGUUUACUUCGCUUGAUGCGCGUUUAUACGCGAGCGAGUGCAACGAAUUCGACUUAUUCGAAUCUUUUAUGUCGAAAAACAUAUAUUUUUUUAGGUCUUUACUCUUGCGAACGUAAAGACGUCGGUAUUUUUUGGAGGAAAGUAUGAAUAGAGAGUCGCUAUAGGCUCGAUCGAGAUUUUAAGAGGUUUGAUCAACAGAUGAUUGAUCGAUUGAAUUUUCGCUUUCCGUUAUCGCAAAGACUGCGGUUAAUUUGAAUUUGAGAUUGAUUUUACUUCAACUAACUUAUUCGUUUUCUCUGUGACAACCCAAUAAUUUUUUUAGCUGGAAUAUAAGUUCACCUAAUGAUGUAAAGAUUUUAAGAGCACAAUUGGAAACAUUAAACGUUGCAAGAAUUUUUAUGAUAUGGUGAGUUGAAAAUCAGUGUAUUGUUGACAAAUAUAAAUGGUAAUCAAGAUCACAUGAUUUUUAAAAAAGCACCCAUGGAUUUAUGGUUUCAUGUAUUUUUUUUUAUCAAUUAGAUUUUACGACAGAUAUAUGAAUAUGACGUUCAUACAUUUGAUGUUUUAUAAUUUACUAAGCUGUAAAAUUAUUCAUUUUAAGUUUUAUGAACUGAAAAUCUUGUUAAAUGUUAGCUUAAUACCGUUGAAAAUUUUAUAAUCACACGAACUGUGUAUAUAAAAAA
Messenger RNA from Copidosoma floridanum, 6772 nucleotides. RefSeq names its product glycogen debranching enzyme. The record is from RefSeq and is a predicted model, not a curated record. Gene Ontology annotation, molecular function: amylo-alpha-1,6-glucosidase activity; 4-alpha-glucanotransferase activity. Gene Ontology annotation, biological process: glycogen biosynthetic process; glycogen catabolic process. Lineage: Eukaryota; Metazoa; Arthropoda; Insecta; Hymenoptera; Encyrtidae.